ACUGAGAGAAUCGUGAAAUUAUCGAAUCGAAUAGAAGAUGACGAAUUCGGUAUCCCGUUUAGUGCGAUGAUUCACUAAUAUUCGAUACUUUCCGGUGGCUAAAUGCUACAGAAAAAUUCAUUUGAUUGGUAAGUUAACCCCACUUUUGCUUAGUAGGCAUUUGAAAUGCAUGUAUACCCCUGUACCUUUUUUCACAUGAAAUCUGAUAAGAAGUCGAGUCUCCUUCAUCGGCCAUUUCAUAUUCUGGGCUUCACCCGUUUAUUGAACCUCAUUCAACCCUUCGAAGGCGAAAGGCGAGGAAAUGGCCGCCCCAUCAAGCCUCCAGGCCGACGACCAACGGAGGGAUAAGUCUUCAAAAGCCAUUGGUGGAGAUGCCGUUUCCGAGCGCAUCCUUACUGGAGAUGAGGAGGCAGACAUCUUGAGCAUUGAUGAAAAUGUCGCAGGAGCUCCAGAAGAGCGCCUCGCAUUAGAGCGACGCCUUAGACUCAAGGUUGACUUGCGACUAUGUACUAUCGCCGGUAUAUUAUGCUCGCUAAAUCUUCUCGACUCUGGAGUUAUCAGCUCUGCGUCGGUGACAUCAAUGCCCUCCGACCUGCAGCUCACAGGCAACCGAUUCAGUGUUAGCAUUUUUAUCUUCACCAUAUCGAGCAUCGCCUUUCAACUACCAUCAACUCUUGCCGUGCGCACCUUUGGUCCUCGUUUAUGGUUCUCCACGACCACCUUCUGUUUCGGCCUCAUAACGAUGUGUACUGCUUUCAUUCAGACAUGGCAGCAGAUGAUCGCGCUACGUGUGCUUCUCGGUAUAGCGAUGAGCGGUAUUUACCCGGGGUUGACCUACCUGAUCUCCACGUGGUACCCGAGAAAGGAACAACAAACGCGCUUUGCUUUCUUGCAGACUGGCGAGGUAGUAAUUCUUGCUACGGGCGGUAUCGUCAAUUAUGGCCUCAAUCAAUUAAACGGGAAGGGCGGCAUUGCUGGCUGGCGGUACAUGUUCCUAGUGCAGGGGCUGAUCGCGAUGGUUCUCGGACUCGUAACUUACUUCUGGAUCGUUGACUUUCCCGAGGAAGCGCACCGUUCUUUCUGGUUCCUAACGCCCAAGGAGCAGGAUCUCGCCGUGUCCCGCAUCAACGCCGAUCGCAAGGACGUCAAACCAGACCCAUUCUCCUGGGGUGAAGUUUUCGUCCACGCUCGAGAUCCCAAGGUCUACGGCUUCGCCUGCAUGUUCUUCCUGCUAAACCUCGUGUCCACGGCGCUAUCUUACUUCCUCCCCAUCAUCCUACAAAGCGGCAUGGGCUUCGACGAGAACCAAUCCAUCCUCCUAUCCGCGCCGCCGUACUAUUACGCCGUCAUCCCGGUCCUCCUGUCCUCCAUCAUCGGCGACAAGUACAGGCUCCGUGGACCUGUCAUAGUGUUCAACUGCGUCACGCUCAUUGUGGGCUUCUGCAUGCUCGGCUUCGCCGAACAGGUGGCCGUGCGCUACGUCGGCACAUACCUCGCGACUGGCGCUUAUGUCAGCAAUUGGGCGGCCCUAAGCGCCUACCAAUCCAAUAACAUCACCGGCCAGUGGAAACGCGCGUUCACUGCCGCUGCCGUGACUGCGAUGAACGGCGCUGGAGGCAUCGCAGGUAGCUUCAUCGUUAGGUCUGUCGAGGCGCCUCAUUACUUGACUGCUGUCUGGGUGUCCAUAGGCUCGCAUAUCCUGAUCAUCGCUAUCGUCGCCGUCUUCUCUGUCUACUUCUUCUUCUCGAAUAAACUGGCCGCGCAGGGGAAGAUCAUUAUUGAGGGUGUCGAGGGCUUUAGGUAUACGUAUUGAGUACCUAAGCAGCGAGCGAGUACUUGGUUAGGUUUGGAAAACGUGCGGAGUGUCUGUGGGGUUUAAAGUCGUGGUUCUGACACUUGGUUGAUAAUAAGUUGCUGCGCUAAGACUGCUCUUGGACCUGGCUAUUGCGGAUAGACGCGACAUGGGUAACGCUUAUGAUGACAUGCUUUACGAUUCAUGGUAGACGUUGUCGGUAUGAGGGUUUGGAAAGAACUUUGAAUAAAUAUUGGGAAGCUGAUGCUCUUUCGUCUGACCCCUUUGUUACCCACUUUUAUCUCUACGAGUAAUGGUCGUUUGUGUAACUACGACAGUCGGGAAGUUUAUUAACUCUUAGACCAUAUACCUUUGUUUAUUCAAUCAUUCACGAUGCGGUCUGUUUCUUGGAGUUCCCGAUGAUCCACAGGGGAUCCAAGAUGUUGGUGAGGUGACUAAGUAGCUUGAUUGAUGCUACCUUCGCAGUUACUUUUCGACGAAGAAAUAUCACCACCCCAUAAACCGAAUACCAGGCCUGUCAGUAGGCAAUGCCACUAUAGUACAAUUCCGAAGCAGUGAAGUAAAAAAACAUGUCAGGUCCGUGUAUCCAGGCCUGCC
Molecule: messenger RNA, 2410 nt
Organism: Annulohypoxylon maeteangense
Lineage: Eukaryota; Fungi; Ascomycota; Sordariomycetes; Xylariales; Hypoxylaceae
Product: putative MFS transporter
Exons: 1
Coding region: 302-1813 (503 amino acids)
Biological process (GO): transmembrane transport
Cellular component (GO): membrane
Molecular function (GO): transmembrane transporter activity
Source: RefSeq, a predicted model, not a curated record